ACGGAGGACAAACACAUGACGUACCCAAGAGCGAUCAGAACGCAAUCAUGAUCCACUUGUUUGAUCUCUCCGGGGACCAGUUGCCAUGGUAACCCAGGAUAACCCCCCGACCCCCACACCCCCCGGUGGCCACUUGGCUGGCCGCGUGCACCGCGCUGCAGUGAGUCACGAGCGGACUAUGAAGAUGACGUCACGUCACCCGAACUGACCGUGCAGUCGAACAUGGGCGACGUCGAGUGAGUGACAGCUGCCGAACGAGCCGUCCUUGCACGCGCAUCAGAUGGACGCGUGUCUCCGUGUUGGACGCUGGACGUCCUGUCACCCAGGACCACCUCAGUGAAAAGCGGUCCCGUGUCGUCGUCACAGGAAGUGACGUCACAAUCCCCGCCGUCGCCGCUUCCUGCUUCCGACAGCCAAUAGGAUGAGCCAAGCAAAGAAGGCGGUGCCAAGUCAGGAGAUGGAAGGCAAGGUGCAGACGUGGGCUCAGUCGCUGGUUUACACGCUGGAGGAGCUGGAGUGUAAAAUCUGUUACAACCGCUAUGACACUCGCAGCCGUAAACCCAAACUGCUAGCGUGUCUGCACCGAGUCUGCGCCAAGUGUCUGAAGAGGAUGGUGGACAUGGGCGAGUCCUCCCCAUCCAUCAUCAGCUGCCCUUUCUGCCGCCACGAGACCCGCGUCCCAGAUGAAGAGGUGUGGCUGAUAGAGGACGACCGACACAUCCUGGCGGUCCUGUCGUGUCAGGACCGAGCACGUCGGGGGGGUCACGGCGAGGUUGUGCUGAGUCCCAGCGGGCUGACAGGUGCCGACUCGGCGCAUCGCUCCUCGGACUGCCUCGUCAUCACCAUCAUGGAGCUGCCUGACGACUCGCCGUCAUCGGACUCACUGAGCGUGCUCAACGUGGUGGGUCUGUACCGCCCCUCCAGCCUGGACUCGCUGCCCUGCAACCUGCCUGCUCAAAAGUGUCGCGCCUGGACGUCUCACAGUUUCCCCCGCUGCCUGCUGGGGGCGCUGUGUCUGGUUUACUUCAGCUCGUUACCUCUGGGCAUCUACCUGCUGAUGAUCGGCCACAUGUGGUUGGGCGUGGUCCUAGUCAGCCUGGUUCCGUCCACGCUGCUGCUGCUUGUCCUCUACGGCUUCUGCCAGUGUCUCUGCCAAGAGGUCACGGAGGCGCUCACCGCACGCAGAGGCACGCUGCCGUGACGUUGACAAACAAUGCGCCGCCGCCAACUUGGCAACUUCAUGAUGCUGCCAGCCAAUCAGAGAAGAUGCCUUCAGGACAACGGGAAGCAGACUGUCAUUCAUUCCAAAAUGUGUCUGAGCCAUCAAUCGUUAAACUUCAUUCGUUGUCGCUAACUUAGCAGAAGUGUUGCAAGAAGACUGCUAGCUUAGCUUAGCAUAAAGACAGGAAGUUAGCUUGGCGAUGUGAUUGACACGUCGUAUGUUUACAUAGGAAACUUAGCAGUAUCAGCUCAGGAGGUAACGCUAGCAGUGUACACUUCAGUAUUAAACAAGAGCGCUAGCUGCUAACCUUUGUGCUAAGCUAAGCUAAACAGUGGAUCUUCACCUGCAACAAUUCACUGCUUGUUUAUGUGCAAUAUAAAUAGAAUAAAACGAAAUAAUAACAUUUAUAUUGAGUUGGAAUUUAUUUUU
This is a messenger RNA of Entelurus aequoreus (snake pipefish), 1651 nucleotides long. Its product is annotated as E3 ubiquitin-protein ligase RNF182-like. The record is from RefSeq and is a predicted model, not a curated record. NCBI's taxonomy places the organism in Eukaryota, Metazoa, Chordata, Actinopteri, Syngnathiformes, Syngnathidae. The transcript has 7 exons. Bases 422 to 1201 code for a protein of 259 amino acids.